AAGCGUGUUGCUGCCUGGUACAAGCGGUGAUAUAGCGUCGGUCAUUUGCACACGAUUGUACGUGUCGCCAGGUGCGGUGCCACGUCACCACCUCCUAUCGGCGCCCAAUCUUAUUGCUAUCGCCAUCAGCAAGGCCCUUGGGCCUAUGCGCGAGUCUUGGCUAGCGGACUUGCGCCUCAUCACGAGGCGUCUUGCCGACCUCUGCCAUCACUGCGCGUGCCAGCUGGCGAUCCCGAUAUCUGUGGCCACAUUGCCGGACACCGGGCCCGGCAUACAAAUACCAAGUGAGCGAAAAUAGCCGGAGGUUUCACGUAGGAUAUUUGCCUCAAAUUAGGGUGCAUCGGCCCUUCGAUCUGCAGUCGCCAUUCCUGCACGAUGACCGAGGGGCCAGCGGCCGUCGCGCCACCGCGACAGCUCGGACUGCAGCUCAGCCUCGUGAUCCUCGUCUUUAUCGUCCAGUUCUUCGUGCUCCAGUAUUGGUUCUCGUCGACGCCCAAUGCCCCCAAGACGCUGCGCGAAGAGAUGCUCGCGAGCGCCAAGGCAACCCACGAGCCGUUCGUGCGCGCCGCUGUGCUCUACUUCCCAUCCGAGAAGGCAGCUGCGUUCCUGCCGCAGCUGCGCUGGUUCCAUGAGAGCUGGCGCGAAAUGCAGCAGCACGAGCCAUUGCUGUGGCGCACCGACAUGGUCGUCUUCACCGACACCUUGCUGCCCGACUUCGGCGCGCUCGGCUGCGCAUCGACGCCCCGCGCGUCGACAAGCGAGCCCAACAAGUGCGUCGUCAUCACGAGCGGGUUCCAUGCGGCGCCCGUGCCCGGGUAUGCGCUCGGCGCAUCGAUCGGCGUUGCGGGCGAGACGCAUCCGUGGGUGACCAUCUACGACUACAUUCUGCGCACCGACCUCGACACGUUCCUUACGCCGGCAUUUGCGCCCUGGAAGCCGCGCGGACUGACCGUGGGCUUUGGCGAGUACGCGUUCGAAGGCUACAACACGAGUGCGCGGCUUGCACGCAUCGCGAGCGACCUCGGGUACGCCCCAAUGCAUGUGGCCAACGUCGGCUCGACCUGGUACGGACCCCGCGCGCACGUGCAGUCGUGUGCCCGCCUCGCGGUGCAGGCCAUGGUGUACCUCCACGCGCGCGAAUUCAGUGACGUUGAGAAGAGUGCUGCGUACGGCGACCAGGGCUGGCCAGAGUGGCACCACGGCGCGAUCAACCUGUACGCAAGCCACCUCGCCAUCAACGAAUGCACCGGAGACGACCUCCACGACGAGGACGACGACGACAGCAGCAGCAGCAACGUGCUGGUGCGGCAGGACAUGCUCGAUGUGCCCACCACGUCCGAGGGCUCGCCGUUCAAACACGCGCAUCUGCACACGCCCUGGCGCGACGACCGUGCGUCGCCCACGUUUUGCAAGUUUGCCUACGAGCGCGGCGAGUAUUCGAGCGUCAGCGAAGAGCAGCUCUCGCCCAGCCGCAUCGGCGACUACGCGCUACGUAUGGCACUGCGCGCUGGUGCUGGCAAUGCUACGACGAGCACGAAUGAGGCUGUCCGUGUCCGCGCCGUCGUAGUCUUCCUUCCGGCGCCAACCUCGACUGCGCUCCGGAUGGAGUUCCGGACGCUGCACCGCAGCUGGCUGCACAUCCAGACGCACGACGCCGACGCCAUGCGCACCGACCUCCUCGUCUACACGACCGACAACGACGACGACGGCUAUCUCCACGGCCUGGGCUGCACGAACGCCCACGUCCGAUCGGACCGCCACCGCCCCAGCGCCUGCGUGCUCUACAGCAACGUUGUGCCGCAGCGGUCGUCCACGUUCAACGUCGAUAUGGAUCCGAUCCACGUGCUCUCGGUGGUGCCGGCCGUGUACGACUACAUUCUCAAGGUGACACCGGACGCGAUCCUGGCGCCCGGGCUCCACGCGUGGACGCCCGCGUCACUCGUGACGGCGUCGACCAACUACGCUCUGGACGGCCGCGACACGAGCAGUCGUCUCGAGCGGAUUGCGACCGACCUUGGCCUCGCCACCGGCAGCAAGCGUGUCAACAACUUUGGUGCGACGUGGUACGGGCCCGCGAGCGUCGUGCGCACGUGCGCGGCGCUCGCGAUGCACGUCGCCAAGCACCUCGUCGCCCACGAGUUUACGGACGAAGAAAAGUCUGCUGCUUACGGCUCUCGUGGCUGGCCGCGCUGGCACUUUGGCGCGCUCGAGCUGUACGCGAGCGACAUUGCGAUCCACGACUGUGCGCCCAACGCCGUUCAGCGACCCGACCUCUUGGAAGCUUCAGCGACGCUGCAGGACGCGCCGUCGCAGCACGCCGUCUUGCUCACGCACGAACACGAUGGAGUCUUCAACAAGAAGGAAUUUGCAGCUGGCGUCUACGGAGCCUCGACGGUAUCGCCUGCCGCGAUCGACGCCAACACGAGCGCGUAUGCGCUGUUCAUGGCGCUCGAUGCGCACAAGGACGCGCUGCCGACGUCAGUAUUGCCGUCGACGACCGUCGAGAGCGUCAACGAUGACACGUUUGUACGCGCGGCCAUCACGUACCUCCCGCCCAAGACGCCAAAGUUUGUGCGGGAGCUGCGCUGGUUCCGCCGGAGCUGGCAGGCCAUGGCCGAGUACGAACCAAAGGGGUGGCGCACCGACAUUGUCAUCUACACGAAAGCAAUGACGGCCGUCUUGCGCAGUCUCAACUGCUCGACAGCGCCGCGUUUGAAUCGACACGAGCCCAACAAGUGCAUCGUCAUCACCAACUACACGCCGCUGCGCACCAAGGCCUUCAACUACGGCUACGGCGACUCGCUCAACGUCGUCGCGAUGGACAAUACUGUCAUGGACGCGUACGACUACCUGCUGCGGACGGACCUCGACACGUUUGUGACGCCGGCCUUUGCGACGUGGAAGCCCAAGGAACUCAUCGUCGGCCAAGGCGCGUACGCGUUUGACGGCACGACGACGUCGGCGCGCCUCGAGAGUAUCAUCCAAAAGCUCAACUACACGAAGUCGACCGUCCAUAACGUCGGGUCGACGUGGUACGGGCCAGCGGCUGUCGUCCGGCGCUGCGCCAAGCUCACGGUCAAGACGAUGCUGUAUCUGCACGAAUCCGAGUUUACGGCCGAAGAAAAGAGCGAAGCGUACGGCAUCAAGGGCUGGCCCAACUGGCACUGGGGCGUGCUCACGUUGUAUGCCGGCCACAUUGCCAUCAACCACUGCGCGAAUGACGUCGGCGUCAUCAAGCGCGAAGACAUGCUCGACUUUCCGACCACGUCGUCCGAGUCGCCGCACCAGCACGCACAUCUGCACACGUGGCAGAACAGCGAGCGCUUUAGCAAGUUUUCGUUUGCCGAAGGCAAGUACGCCAGCGAAGACAUGACCAAGCUCCGUCAUAAUGACGUGAUUGCUGACUACGCCAUGUACAUGGCGCUGGACGCGCACAAGGCCCCCGGGCUGCUGCCGGGCGGGAGCGCUGGCAAGGCAACCGACCCGCCGCGCGAUAUCGACAAGCGCUUUGUCCGCGCCGUUGUCGUGCAUCUGCCGCCCUUGACGCCGAGUCUCGCGACCGAGUUUCAAACGUUCCACCGCAGCUGGCAGUACAUACUGGACAAGCAGCCGUCGACGUGGCGCACCGAUCUCAUCGUGUACACGGCGUCGGCGCCGGACCUUCUCUCGCGCCUCAACUGCUCGCGUGAUUGGCAUCGAACGUCCAGUGACAGCGUUGAUGCGUGCAUUCUUGUCGACGACCACAAGGACCUCCGCUCCACGGCGUUUCCUGUCGACGUCGACAGCUUCCAAGCGCUCUCGGCAACGACCAACCCUCUCUACGAGUGGCUCUUCAAGUCGACCGUCGAUGGGAUGCUCGCACCAGGCUUUGCUUCGUGGAAGCCGGCCACGAUGGUCAUGUCCAACGCCUACUACGCCGUCGCGAGCGCCGACACGACCGAGCGCCUUGAAACCAUUGCCGCCAAGCGCAACCUCUCGCGGAGCGACCUCGUCGAAGUGGGCCUGACGUGGUAUGGCCCGGCGUCGCUCCUCCGCGCCUGCGCUGCCAAUGUCGUCGACGUUGCUGCGUACAUGUACGAGCACGAGUUUACGGACGAAGAGAAGAGUCCGGCGUACGGCUCUCGGGGCUGGCCGCGCUGGCAUCUUGGCGUGUUGGCCAACUAUGCAGCCGACAUUGCGAUCAACCACUGCACGAUGGACGCGGGCAUCGAAGCGCGCGCCGAAAUGCUCGAAGUCGCGUCGUCUGAUAGCGAUAUGCCGUCAAGCCACGCGCAUCUGCACACGUGGCACAACAACGAGCUCUUCAACAAGAACGCGUUCUUUGCCGGCGACUACAAGGGUGUCGACGCCGCGUCGCUGGCUAUCGACACCAACACGAGUGCGUACGCCUUGUUCAUUGCCCUCGAGGCCGAAGCACUCUCGACGGCGGCCGCAUUUGUGGACCCGGCGUCGAUCACAUCGACCAUGACGCGCGCUGCUGUCUUCUACAUGCCGUCUGAGAUCCAAGGUCGGUUCGUCAACCAACUGCGCUGGUUCCUCCGCAGCUGGCAGGCCAUGGCCGAGUUUGAGCCGGCCAAGUGGCGCACCGACAUUCUCGUCUUCACCGACAAGCACCUCGCUGUGUACGACGAACUCAACUGCACGUCGCACGUGCGCAGCUCGCCGGCCGAGCCCAACGCGUGCAUCAUCGUCGACACAUACUCGAGCGUCAAGAGCGAUGCGUUCAAGUACGGGUUCGCCGACUCGGUCAACGUCGUCGCCGUCGAGUCCCCGGCGCUCGACCCGUACGACUACCUCCUUCGCUCUGAUCUGGACACGUUCUUGACGCCAGCGUUCGCCACAUGGCAACCGUCCAAGCUCGUUGUUGGUCAAGGCGCGUACCUUGGCGCGACGACGCCGGCGCGCCUCGAGGCCAUCGCCGCCGAGCUCCAGUGGGCGCCGCCGACGGUCGGCAACAUUGGUUCGACGUGGUAUGGCCCGGCGAAAACGGUGCGCACCUGUGGAAAGCUUGCCAUGGAAGCCAUGUACUACAUGCACGAGCACUCGUUCACGGACCUCGAGAAGAGUCCGGAGUACGGCGACCAAGGCUGGCCGCGCUGGCACUAUGGCGUCUUGAGCAUGUAUGGCAGCGAGCUCGCGAUCAACAACUGCGCGUCCGACGUCGGGUUCGAGAAGCGACCGGACAUGCUCGACUUUCCGUCGAGCUCGGCCGACUCGCCGUUCAAGCACGCGCAUCUGCACACGUGGCUCGACAAUGAACGUUUUAGCAAGCUCGCGUUCGCCCAAGGCAAGUACGCAGGCGAGACCACCGACGGGCUGCAGUACCUCAAGCACAUUAGCGACUACGCCAUGUACAUGGCACUUGACGCACACAAGGCGCCCGGCCUUAUGCCGACGCCCGCGCCGUAGUAGCAACACCGUUUAGUAACUAGGAAGGACGUGCCCGAUGUCUCCUGC
Molecule: messenger RNA, 5457 nt
Organism: Saprolegnia diclina VS20
Lineage: Eukaryota; Oomycota; Saprolegniomycetes; Saprolegniales; Saprolegniaceae
Exons: 2
Coding region: 376-5409 (1677 amino acids)
Source: RefSeq, a predicted model, not a curated record